Messenger RNA from Bursaphelenchus okinawaensis, 3473 nucleotides. Lineage: Eukaryota; Metazoa; Nematoda; Chromadorea; Rhabditida; Aphelenchoididae. The record is from the annotation of a GenBank genome assembly.
AUGCACUAUGUUAAUAAGCGGAGCGAGUAUUCAUGGAUUCUCGGGUUUACUGCGGCUAUUGAUCUGGUUUAUGCUGUAGUAACUGGGUUUUUAAUGCCGGUAGGUGAAGAAACUUUGUUUACAGGGGGUGGAAGGGCAAGAACUUUCUUUACAAAACGAAAAAUGGCAAAAACUUUCUUUACAAGGCAUAAAAUGGCAAGAACUUUAGUUACAAAUGAAAAAAUGGCAAUAACUUUCUUUACAGCGCUUAAUUUAAAUAAUAAAGUAUUUCUUCGUAUAACUUGUCACUCGCAGGUUGCCGAACGCCAAAAAUUUUAAAAAUGGCAAGAACUUUCUUUACAGAACAAAAAAUGGCAAGAACUUUCCUUCCAAAACAUAAAACCGCAAUAAUUUUAUUUUCAGAGCCAUCUAAUCACCUCCGAGCACUAUUACCUUCAGCUCAACAACUCUUUUAUUCAAUAUCUACCUACAUAUCAGAUCGAAGCUCUUAUCAUCCUAUCAAUGUUUGUACUAUGCAUAGUAACACCCAGUAAUACAGUGCAUUUUUGGUACCGGUCGAAAAUAAUUUGCGACGGAAAUGUUUGGUCGAAACAGAGGUACUGUAUGAUAUAUUUGGGCUUUGUGGGUUACUGUAUUGUACAGUCUGGCAUACUGUACUCGAAUACGAACCAUGAGAGUGAUACUAGCGUGGAGGACAUACUAAAUAGUACGGGUUUGGCAUACGACAGGACUUAUGUUGCUCGACAUGCUGUUUAUGAGUUGGUAAGUGAUAAGGGUGAUAGGAAUGGUAGUUUGCACAGUGCAGUCAAAUAGUGUUGCACGGUGCAGUCAAAUAAAAGUGCACGGUUCAGUCAAAUAAUGUUGCACGGUGCAGUCAAGUAAUCUUGUACGAUGCUGUCAAAUAAUUUUGCACGGUGCAGUUAAAUAGUGUUGCACUGUGCAGUGAAGUAAAACUGCACGGUGCAGUCAAGUAAAACUACACUGUGCAGUCAAGUAAUCUUGUACGAUGCAGCCGAAAUAAUGUUGCACGGUGCAGUGAAGAAAUUGUUUAUUUCUGCCGUUCUAUAUUGGUAGUGUCAUUAUUUUGGCAAAAAUAUUGACGACAUUAUCCUAAAUUUAAUGGCAUGUUACGUAAAACAUUAAUUUUUUUAAUCGCUUUCAUUAAAAAAAUUGGGUUUUUGAGCUAAAAACAUCAUUUUUAAAUUGAUAAAAGCUUACACUAAAAUGAAUUUGCACAUUGCAAAAAUAUAUUUAUGACUGCACAGUGCAUUUUUAUUUAGACCGCACCGUGCAACUUUUUUUUUAUUACACCGUGCAAACUUAUUUGAUUGUACAGUGCAAGUUUACUUGACUGCACAGAGAAGCUUUAUUUGACUGCACCGUGCAGUUUUAUUUGGUUGCACAGUUCAGUUUUAUUUGACUGCACAGUGCAGUUUUAUUUGACUGCACAGUGCAAGUUUACUUGACUGCACCGUGCAACCUUAUUCUUGUGCACCGUGCAGUUUUGUUUGACUGCACCGUGCAACAAAUAUAAAAAGUUGCAUUUUAUGACAAAACUUUGUUUACAAAGUCAAAACUAAUGUCAAUUUACGUACGAAAACAUCAACAUUAGAAUAACAUAGUGUUUUUAUGAUGUUUAUUAAUGUUGUUGUUGUUUUAAAAAACCGGAAACUUCCUGGAAGGUAAUUUAUUGCUCUGUGCAGAGAUUUUCUUUUGAAUUUUAAAUAAUAAACUUACUCAAAAAAAGAAAAAAAUGCCAUUUCUUAUCAGAGUAUAAUGUCAUUUUUUAAAUUUUCAGUCGAUUUUUUUAAAAUGGCAAAAACUUUCUUUACAAAUAAAAAAAUUGCAAAAACUCUCCUUACAAAGCGUAAAAUGACAAGAACUUUCUUUACAGAAUGAAAAAUGGUAAGAACUUGGCAAGAACUUUCUUUUCAAGACAUAAAAUGGCAAGAACUUUCUUUACAAAACAAAAAAUGGCAAGAACUUUGUUUACAGAACGAAAAGUGAUAAAAACUUGGCAACAACUUUCUUUACAAAGCGUAAAAUCAUAUUCAUCGUAUAAAUUGUCACCCACAGGCUGCCAAACUCCAAUUUCUGUUAAGAUCGUCAAAUAUGGCAAGAGCUUAUUUUUCAGAAUAUGGAAUUGCAAGAACUUUCUUUACAAAAUAAAAAAUGGCAAGAACUUUGUUUACAAAACAAAAAAUGGCAAGAACUUUCUUUACAAAACAAAAAAUGGCAAGAACUUUCUUUACAAAACAAAAAAUGGCAAGAACUUUCUUUACAAGGCCAAAAUGAAACACUUGUCUUUGUUGCACGGUGCAUUCUUUUCAUUCAUUGCACGGUGCAAUGAUCUAUGUCAUUCAACAACCUUAACUAUUAUAACUAUGUGUUUAAAUGUAUUCAACUUUUUCACGUAUAUGAAAAGGCAAUUAUAAUAAUAAAUAAUGAAAAAAAACCGUUUUCCAAGUUUAGCUAUUCAAUCCCACUUAAAUUUAAUUAAAUUCGUUUUGAAAUACGACUGGCAUUUAGAAUUUUAAUAAAAAGGGAAUAAGUAAACAGAAAAUGAAAUAAACUGGCAAGAACUUUCAAAAAAUUGUCAUUUAUCGUAUAACUUGUCACUCGCAGGCUGCAAAGUCAUAUAAAUUAGAUCCUUCUAUUAAAAUGGCACAAGCUUUGUUUACAGUAGGGAGAGCAAGAAUUUUCUUUCCAAAACGAAAAAUGGCAAGAACUUUCUUUAGAAAUCAAAAAAUGGCAAGAACUUUCUUUACAAACUACAAAAUGGCAAGAAUUUUCUUUACAAAACAUAAAAUAGCAAGAACUUUCUUUACAGAACAAAAAAUGGCAAGGACUUUCUUUCCAAAGCCAUUUUAAACAUUUUACUUUUCAGAAAUCGCCAAGGUUCAUAUUUGGUGCACUGUGCAAUCAACUGUCACAGACUAUUCAAUAUGGAAUGUUAUUUCACUUUGGUUGGAAAAUCGUCAAAAGGAUGAGGACUAGUACGCAUAUGUCGACCAAAUCUAAGAAAACUCAAGAAUAUGUUGUUAAGGUCAUGAUUUUACAAGUAAGCGGCAGGAACUUUCUUUACAGAAUGAAAACUGGCAAGAACUUUUUUUUACAAAAGAAAAAAAUGGCAAAAACUUUCUUUACAAAACAAAAAAUGGCAAGAACUUUCUUUACGAAACAAAAAAUGGCGUGAACUUUCUUUCCACAACAUAAAAUUACAAGAACUUUCUUUACAAUUUCAUUUUCAGGCCAUGUACCCCCUAAUCUUAAUGGUACUCCCACUAGUUGCCAGUUCAGUUUGCAUUUUUAUGGAAAUGCCAUUUUCAUCCGAAUAUAUUGUAUCCGAGUUCGUUGUACUCAUGCCAAUUCUCAGUAGUCUUACUGUAUUAACACUAAUACCAUCAUAUCGAAUGUGCAUAUGUAAUACGAUUCAUAAGGCUAGUAUCACUGCUAGUGGACAGUCGUUUUAG